AUGGUUAAUGCGGUAGAUGGAACAAAACAGUUUGGCAGAGGUAGAGGGAAUGGUAGUUUUACUGCUGAAAGAGGAAGAGGAAAUAUGAAAGUUUGUACCUAUUGUGGUAAAACUGGUCAUAUAAUCGAUAAUUGCUACAAGAAGCAUGGAUAUCCACCAAAUCUUGGUCGAGGAAGCUCAUAUGCAAACCAAGUGGAGGUUUAUGAUUCAGAUAACAAGCCUGCAGUAACAUCAACAGGUGACAAUGGAAGCAUGUCACUGAUAAGAGAGAAAUAUAAGAACUUGAUGGUGCUUCUUGAUAAGACACAUGAUCUAUCAACAUUUCCAAGGGAGAUCAAUCUUACAUUGCUAGCUUUAAUGCAAAUAGUAGUCAGCAUCUAUAUGGAAAAGAAGAACUUGAUAAGGAUUGGUUCAGCUAGAGAGCUUGAUGGACUAUAUUACUUGGAAGCAUCACAAAGAGAUAGUAAUAUAUGUUUUGUUUCUAGAAUUUUUUCCAAUAAGAAAACUGAUGAUGUUGUCAUGUUGAAAUCCGAAGUUGAAGUAUGUCAAAAGAUACAAGACUUUCUGGCCAUGGUUGAAACACAAUUUGCAAAGAGGAUCAAAACCAUUAGAAGUGAUAAUGGAACUGAGUUGCUUAUCCCUGCAUAUUAUGCUUCAAAAGGCUUGCCUAAGAAAUUCUGGUCAUAUGUUGUGCUUCAUGCUAUUUUUCUUAUGAAUCGAAUUCCUACUAAAGUUAUGAAGAAUAAGUCCUAUUAUGAGGCCAUCUAUGCAUCUACUAUUAAAAACAACAAACAUAAAUUUGACUCAAGAGCAAGAAAGUGUGCUUUCUCGGGAUACAACGCAGGUAUGAAAGGUUUUGUGCUUUUAGACACAGAUAAUCAUGAGAUCAUCAUUUCUAGAAAUAUGAAAUUCUUUGACAUGGAGUUUCCUUACCUUGAUAAAUCUAACCCACAUGUGCCCACAAAUACAUACCUUGAUUAUCACCACUCAACAAUUGGUGACACUGAAACUGAACCAACCAAUUCAUAUGUCCAUAACCCUAUUAUUGAAUCAGAACAUGUUCCUCAAAUCAUUGAAAGUGAACCUAUACAAUUCACUGAUACCUCAAAAACCAGUCCUGAUCAUAUAAACAAAUUCAAAUGA
Lathyrus oleraceus (garden pea) is the source of this 1143-nucleotide messenger RNA. RefSeq lists its product as uncharacterized. Gene Ontology annotation, molecular function: nucleic acid binding; zinc ion binding. Bases 1 to 1143 code for a protein of 380 amino acids. The record is from RefSeq and is a predicted model, not a curated record. Lineage: Eukaryota; Viridiplantae; Streptophyta; Magnoliopsida; Fabales; Fabaceae. The transcript has 6 exons.